UUGGAGCUGGUAACUAUGUCACAGCCAACAGAGAGGAUGCAUUCGAAAAAAGCAGGCAUCCGUGCAGCUGUGGUUUUAAUUGGAUUGCUACACAAAUCGCGGAGACAGAUCCGAGAGCGAAGAAAACAAGAGCUGGCAAACUCUUCUGAAGUCACAGUGCCGGACCGUCCCUUGUCACCACCAGCCACAGCACCUCCAAACAUGAAGUCGGCAGAAUUCUUUGAGAUGCUGGAAAAAAUGCAGACUCCUAAGUUGGAAGAGCAGAGGGGCCAUAGAAACAAGGAUGACUAUAUACCAUACCCUAGCAUCGAGGAGAUUUUGGAAAAGGAUGUCACAUACCCUUUAAUUAUUCUGCCUCAGUUUGGUGGUUAUUGGAUAGAAGAUCCAGAAAAUAUAAGCACUCCAACAUCAUCUGACAGCAGUAUUUGCGAUGAGGAGGAAGAGCCCAUGAGUCCCAGCACAUAUGGAUAUAAACUUGAAUACAAGGGUUCUGCUCGGGCCUACAGAAAACAUUUCUUGGGGAAGGACCAUUUAAACUUUUAUUGCACUGGAAGCAGCCUAGGAAACUUGAUCCUUUCUAUUAAAUGUGAAGAAGCCGACAACAUAGAAUAUUUAAGAAUUAUACUCAGGUCAAAAGCGAAAACUCUACAUGAACGAAUUCCACUGUCUGGAUUUAGUAAACUUCCCAGCAUCCCUCAGAUAGCAAAGGCCUUAUGUGAUGAUGCCACUGGGCUUAAAUUCAACCCAGUUCUUUAUCCAAAGGCAUCGCAUUUGAUUGUUGCAUAUGAUGAACAUGAAAUCAACAAUACCUUCAAGUUUGGUGUUAUAUAUCAAAAACUUAGGCAAACAUUAGAAGAAGAAUUAUUCGGCAACAGUGAGGAAAGUGCAGCUUUUCAAGAGUUCUUGACGUUAUUGGGAGAUACUGUAUUACUGCAGGACUUCAAAGGGUUUCGAGGAGGGUUGGAUGUGGCACAUGGGCAGACAGGGACAGAGUCCAUAUACACUGUGUUCAGAGAAAAGGAGAUCAUGUUCCAUGUAUCCACAAAGUUACCAUUUACAGAAGGAGAUACUCAACAGCUGCAGAGGAAAAGACAUAUUGGUAAUGAUAUUGUGGCUAUUGUGUUUCAAGAAGAGAAUACUCCCUUCGUCCCAGAUAUGAUUGCAUCAAACUUUCUUCAUGCGUACAUUGUGGUGCAAGUUGAGAAUCCAGAGACGGACUAUACGACUUAUAAGGUAUCGGUUACUGCACGAGAAGAUGUGCCAUCUUUUGGUCCCCCACUACCAAAUCCACCAGUAUUUCAACAAAACGCAGAGUUCCGAGAGUUUUUGCUGACCAAACUCAUUAAUGCUGAACAUGCUUGCUGCAAGUCUGACAAGUUUGCCAAGCUUGAGGAUCGGACAAGAGCUGCCCUAUUGGACAAUCUGCAUGAUGACCUUCAUGUGCACACGCAGGCCAUGCUUGGUCUUGGGCCAGAAGAAGACAAACUGGAGAAUGGAGCUCAUGGAGGAUUUCUGGAGUCAUUUAAAAGAGCUAUCCGAGUACGCAGUCAUUCCAUGGAAACCAUGGUGGGAAGCCAGAAAAAGCAUCAGUCAGGGGGGAUAUCUGGAAGCCUGAGCGGAGGCAUUGUGCAUACAAGUGCUGAGAUGACAAAAACCACCUUCUCUCCUCCUGCCGUUGUGACUAAGACACAGUCCAAAAGCCCCAUAAAAAGGAGAUCAGGUCUCUUCCCUCGACUGCACACAGGGCCUGAAACCCAAUCCGAGAGCCGGACUCGCUGUGAUAGCAUGUCCAGCUCUCCGAAAACCCCAGACUGUGCACAUUCAUCGCAGGAUGUAAAAUCUGAAACCUCAUCGAAUCCCAGUUCUCCAGAGAUAUGUACCAACAAAGAGAGGCCCUACAUUAAACUGAAAGAGAAUGGCCGAUCCAAUAUUUCUCGCUCUUCAUCCAGUACAAGCAGUUUCAGCAGUACAGCUGGAGAGAGUGAAGCCAUGGAGGAGUACGAAAGUGUGGGCAGCCAGCCAUUGACCGCAUCACCCUACAAACAGGAAGUGUUUGUCUACAGCCCGUCGCCUAGCCAAGAGAACCAUACUUCCUCUGCCCCUGUAAUCAUGAGCAGGAGCCCCACAGAUAUAAAGAGUAGAAAUUCCCCAAGAUCCAACCUCAAAUUUCGUUUUGAUAAACUCAGCCAGUCAAGUUCCGGCUCCAGUACAUGAGUUCAAGACUGGUCAAACUUUAACUACCAUCUUGAGAACUGACCUGAAAGGGUAUGCUCACUCCACAAAUAGUUACUGCCACAAUGCAUUCAUGGAAAUGUUCAAUUACUGCGCUGUUCCCCACAAAUAUAUGAAAGAACUGCCAUAUUAGUGCACUCCUUGUGUCCCGUGGCACUUGUCUUGUGAACGGAGUCUUGUCAGAUAGUGGACUUAACUCUUUUUCAUUUCUUUCUUUUACCUUGUCUAAAGCAAAGAGCAUUUUUUACUUGAUACAUCCUUCUUGCACAGUCUUUGUAAUCAAGUGCACCUGAUCACCGAGUGCCAAGUUUGUUGUCAUUAUCAGGGAAGAUCACUGGAAUUCUCACCACAAUUCUGGGCAUUCUACCUACAGGUGGUGCUUCUCGUUUCAUUCACUGAUAUUACCAAAUGCUGCUUUUCCAUCUACCAGGAUUAUACUUGGAAUUCUUCAUAAGGCUUGCACAGCUUUCUACAUUUCUGCCACACC
Molecule: messenger RNA, 2719 nt
Organism: Nanorana parkeri
Lineage: Eukaryota; Metazoa; Chordata; Amphibia; Anura; Dicroglossidae
Gene: RAP1GAP2
Product: RAP1 GTPase activating protein 2
Exons: 23
Coding region: 16-2214 (732 amino acids)
Biological process (GO): regulation of small GTPase mediated signal transduction; activation of GTPase activity
Cellular component (GO): plasma membrane; cytoplasm
Molecular function (GO): GTPase activator activity
Source: RefSeq, a predicted model, not a curated record